AAUGCUUGUUUGUUAUUAACGUUUUGGCAAAUUCUCGAUUUUUUUUUUUUUUGAUGAAUUCGUUAUUGCAUACAUGUAAUGUGCAUGUUUGUGUUGCCAAAUUAUUAGUUGAACCAAGAAAGAUUUACUUUUCUAUGUGCAAUUGAUAUGUGUUUUUGAUGAGAGAGUUUUUAGUUCUUAGAAUGUUAAUUUUGGAAAUGAUGCAUGAUUGAAUAAUAGCUGUAAAAGUAGAUUAAGGAUUUUAGUGGAAUGUGAAUGAUGAAAUAUUUGGGGAAGAGUUUGUUGUUAGAGAUGAUGAGUUGGGAAAAAAAGAUUUAGAGAAUUAAUGAGAGUUGGUUUAGGGGUAUCGAUGACGGGAUGUUUUCUCCUACAGUGUCUUGAUUGAAUUCGGUGGGAAGGUUUGGAAGGCGAAUAUUGCUUAGAGACCUCCCUCUACAACUACUUUUUUGAAGCAGACCAUUUUUGCCACUGAAUGCUCGUUGGCUUGUGUUCUAAGGUAUUGCGAUUCUUUCAAUUUUAGCCUGCAUCUCUCCCUUUCUUUUUCUUUCUCGCUCGCUUUUUCGUUUCUUCAUGCUGUACCAUGGGCUGCUAACACUUGUGAUACAUAAAAUUGACAUAAUUUACAUAUAAUUUUGUGGGAUCGCAUGAGAUGCUUGAAGUCUCAUGAUAAUUAAACGUCAGUUUUUUUGCAAUUGGUGGAUGGGAUAGUGUGAGAAGGCUAGUAUGUUGCAAAUGGAUUCAUAAGGUAAGCCCAUUUUACAUAUCCAUGGUUUAUGAACUGGAUGCUACUUUUUAAUGUUUCCUUCAGGUUAUCUGUUCAGCUGGUGAUAGUUGCCAUGCCUGUGCUGCCAUCUCUUAUAUGCUUUUGAUGUGUGGAAUUCCUCGUUAUCCAUCUCCAUACCCAGCUAUGGUUCGACCUACAUUCCCUAUGCGCCUACCAGGAGCAAUUGGUGUGCCUCCAAUAGUGUCACGCCCUCCUAUUCCAGGGGUUCCUGGAGUUGUUCGCCCCAUUAUAUCCCCUGUUAUUAGGCCAGCUGUUGUUCCUACUGUGACUCCAGCUGAGAAACCACAAACCACAGUUUACAUUGGUAAGAUUGCAUCAACAGUGGACAAUGAUUUUAUGCUGUCUCUUCUUAAGCUAUGUGGACCUGUCAAAAGUUGGAAACGUGCUCAAGAUCCCACAGAUGGGACUCCUAAAGGAUUUGGGUUCUGUGAAUUUGAGUCUGCUGAAGGGGUUCUUCGUGCAUUGCGCCUACUUAGUAAAUUCAAUAUUGAUGGGCAAGAAUUGGUGUUAAAUGUCAAUCAAGCUACAAAAGAAUAUCUGGAACGGUAUGUUGACAAACAAACUGAAAACUCAAAGAAACUUAAAGAUGCACAAGCUGCAGCGCCUGAGAAAGAGGAGGGAAGUGCAGUAGGGGUUGAGAAGAGUGAACAUCUGAAGGCUGAUGUAGAGAACUCAAAUAAAGAGGACAAUAGUUCAGGGAGCAAGGAAAAUCAUGACUUUGCUAAUUUUGGAAUCGUGACUGACGAAGACAAGGACACUGACCGCGAGGCUGUGGAGAAGCUUACAAGCAUGAUAGAAGAAAGAUUAAAGACCAGGCCUCUGCCUCCUCCCCCUCCUCCAAUUACUGAUGGUGGCUCUGGGAAUUCAAACUCAGACGUCCCUGCUAAAUCAAGGGAUGGGGACUCAGAAAUGAGAAAUGAUGCAGCUGAAGAUAAAAACGAUGACGAGACAACUAGUGAAACCAAACCAACUAGUGAGCACGAUAGGCCUGAAACAAGUUCACCUGAUAGGAAUAGAAAGUAUGAGAGGAGUAGAGAUAGAGACCGAGAGAGGGAUCUGAAAAGGGAGAAGGACCGGGAGAUUGACAGAUAUGAAAGGGAAACAGAGCGAGAGCGGGUUAGAAAAGAAAGGGAGCAAAGAAGAAAGAUUGAGGAGGCUGAGCGUAAAUAUGAGGAGUGUCUUAAGGAGUGGGAGUAUAGAGAAAGAGACAAAGAGAAACAGCGGCAGAAUGAGAAGGACAGGGAAAAAGAGAGGGAACGCAAACGGAAGAAGGAGAUAAAACAUGAUGAAGAAGAUGAGGAUGAGGAUUCGAAAAGGUGGCGGCGCCGGACAUUAGAAGAAAAGAGAAAGAAGAGGCUACGGGAAAAGGAAGAGGACUUGGCUGACAGACGUAAAGAAGAGGAAGAAAUUGCUGACGCCAAGAGGAGAGCUGAGGAGGAAUUGCAACAGAAACUACAGAGGGAUGCAUUGAAGGUUUCAUCCAAUCCUGUAAUGAAUGGAGUUGCAAAAACUGUUUCAGUCGAGCCAUCCAGUGUUGAAAUGAAAGAGAACGCUGUGGAACAGGGUUAUGAAGGUGAUCCUGCUCAGGAGCUCCAUACAGGUGAUGGGGUUGUACGAAAUGGUACUGGUGAAGAAUCAACCAUGGCAUCAGUUGCUGUAUCAGACACACGACAUACUGGCAAUGCCCCUGCAAAAAAGUUAGGGUUUGGUUUAGUUGGCUCUGGAAAACGAACUGCUGUCCCUUCUGUUUUCCAUGAGGAGGAGGAUGAUGAUGCACAUAAGGAUAAAAAGAUGAGGCCCCUUGUCCCAAUUGAUUAUUCAACUGAGGAACUGGAGGCUGUCCAACCUACUGCACCUGGGGCACCACCAUCAAAUUUGGUUGCAGCAACAGAAUUUGCAAAGCGCAUAUCAAAUGUUAAUCCCAAAGAAGAUAAGUUUGAUGCAGAAAGGGAAAGAAGUAGACGUUCCAAUGACAAGUCAAGCCAGCGGGAUAGGGACCGGGGUGAUGAGGAUGUGAAUCGCACCAGAGAUGAGAAUAAGGAGAAGAGUCUUGACCGGGACAGGGAUCGGGGACAGGGGAUGGAUAAACUGAAGACAUCAGAAAACACAAAACUUUUGAGUUUAAAACAAUUGAUAGAUAUGAUACCAAGGACAAAGGAGGAGUUAUUUUCAUAUGAGGUUAAUUGGGCUGUAUAUGACAAGCAUGAGCUGCAUGAAAGAAUGAGGCCGUGGAUUUCAAAAAAGAUAACAGAGUUUUUAGGAGAGGAAGAAACCACACUGGUAGAUUACAUUGUAUCCAGUACUCAAGAACAUGUGAAGGCAACUCAAAUGCUGGAACUACUGCAAUCAAUUUUAGAUGAUGAAGCCGAAAUGUUUGUGCUCAAAAUGUGGAGGAUGCUCAUCUAUGAAAUCAAGAGAGUAGAGGCAGGCCUUAUUUCAAAGUGAAAAAUAUUUUAGGAUUUUAUUGUUUGAUUGCUACUUCGUUACUGCAGGACCUAUAUGCUUCACCUCAUUGGCCCUGCUCUUGUCAUCACUCACUGUAGAUUAGAGAUUAUUGAUUUUGUAUUUUGCUUCAAAGGUUAAUUAGCGAUGGACCCAUUUUUGUACCAAUUGUUUCCAUUUGGAUCCAGUAUUCAUAGUGGAAAGCAAUGUUUGGAAAAGACAUCCAUCAGUUAUCUUAAAACAAAGUUAUUUGAUUUAUUUU
This is a messenger RNA of Quercus lobata, 3488 nucleotides long. RefSeq names its product splicing factor PWI domain-containing protein / RNA recognition motif (RRM)-containing protein. Bases 860 to 3229 code for a protein of 789 amino acids. Gene Ontology annotation, molecular function: RNA binding. Lineage: Eukaryota; Viridiplantae; Streptophyta; Magnoliopsida; Fagales; Fagaceae. The transcript has 8 exons. The record is from RefSeq and is a predicted model, not a curated record.